Messenger RNA from Mirounga angustirostris (Northern elephant seal), 13584 nucleotides. It is a transcript of the gene LVRN, whose product is annotated as laeverin. Gene Ontology annotation, biological process: peptide catabolic process; proteolysis. The coding region runs from base 1204 to 4182 and encodes 992 amino acids. Gene Ontology annotation, cellular component: cytoplasm. The record is from RefSeq and is a predicted model, not a curated record. Gene Ontology annotation, molecular function: peptide binding; metalloaminopeptidase activity; zinc ion binding. The transcript has 20 exons. Lineage: Eukaryota; Metazoa; Chordata; Mammalia; Carnivora; Phocidae.
UUUUCUGGGCGAGAUGGAAAAACCCUCUUCCUUCUGAAGGUCUAAAGACGGGGUACGCUCAAGUAAGUCUUCGGCCAGCAAGGGAAUCUCUAACCGCUCUCUCUUCCCCAGCGCCUCCUGCGUGCUUGCAACCCCAUUCCCAAUGCGCGCGAGUGCGUGCGAGCAGACUCGGAGCUCGGCUCACAGGCCGGGAACUCUCCCUGGAGCACCCGCUCAAGAGCAAGCAGAUGCCCAGCAUGCCAAAGAUCCCACCGACUGGGGCACCGCCUGGGACUCCCGGCCCGGCCGUUUCUGAAUGGAGGAAUGGCUGGCCCCACGACUGUUGCGUGAAACGAACCGGUUUUGGAAGCAGAACAUCCCCUUUCGCGGGGACGCCCCCUCUCCACGCCGGGGCCGCAGAGGAACUCUCCCUGCCUUUCUGUCGGCCACUCUCCUCCAGGCCCACUUCCCAAGCUCCGAAACGCGCCGGGACUCCUGACCUGGUUGCCAUCGGUGGCACUCGCCUGCCUGGGCUGCGUGAGUCCCGAGCUGAUUUGGGUGGCGAAUUUAGGGCCCAACGAUCUGGCUCGGGGAGUUAGUUCUGAUGGCGCGGGUGUCCCCCCCGGGGGUAGUUUCAGAGCGCGUCUCCAGAAGCCCAGAUCCUUAAGCCCCCUCACCCCACCCCGAGCACUCGCAUCCCCGGGUAACGGCCAGCAGGUGUGCUAUCCGCAGACCGUCCUGCAGUCAAGGAGCCGAGCGUGCCCCGCGCUCGUCUCUUUUCCGACGACACCUGAAAGCGCACCGGGGCGCACCCAACAAAUCUCGUUAAUCCAAACACCCUCGUCCGAGGCGUCCCAGGUUCGAGUUCGGCCCGACCGUCCCCUUCCCGCGUCGACGCUGGAAGCCUCAUCUGCGCGGGCUUUCCCUUCGGACCCAAAGGGGCGCGCGCGGCGGUGCGCGGGACCCGCCUCUUCCCUGGGCUCUGGCGGGGCGGGGGUGGGUAGGCAGGGACCUGGAUCUGAUUAGCUGGGAGGGGGAAGCCGUGGUCCCCACCGCUCGCUCCUGUCUCCCAAGCUGGGGGAGGAGGAGGAGGAGGAGGUGCAGGAGGGCCGACCCAGAGAGCAAGAGCGGGGGUCCCAUCACUGAGCACCCGGGUCAAGGCCGGAGCUGCCGCCGCCGCCGCCGCCUUCCGGCUCUCGAGUCGCCCGCGCCCCGCGCCCAGCCAUGGGCCCCCCUUCCAGCUCCGGCUUCUACGUGAGCCGCGCGGUGGCCGUGCUGCUGGCCGGGCUGGCGGCCGCGCUCCUGCUCGCGCUGGCCGUGCUCGCCGCCCUGUACGGCCGCUGCGCGCGCGUCCCGCCGUCGGAACUUCUCCACCGCGGGGUCCCGGGCGCCGCGCCGUCCCGGCCGCGCACGCAGGAGGAGCCGCGGCCCACCGGGCACACGCGGCCCACCCGGGAGCCGGCGGGCACGGCCACCCCGGGCAGCGGGCGCCCCCCGGGACCCUGGGACCAGCUGCGCCUGCCGCCCUGGCUCGUGCCGCUGCACUACGAGCUGGAGCUGUGGCCCCGGCUGCGGCCGAACGAGUCCUGGGCUCCGACGUUGACCUUCACCGGCCGCGUGAACAUCACGGUGCGCUGCACCGUGGCCACCGCGCGGCUGCUGCUGCACAGCCUCUUCCUGGAGUGUGAGAGCGCCGAGGUGCGGGGCCCUCUCUCCCCCGGCACCGGGGACCGCCCGGCGGGCCGCGUGCCGGUGGACGACGUGUGGGUCGCGUUCGACACGCAGUACCUGGUGCUGGAGCUCGGCGGCGCUCUGCAGCCCGGGGGCCGGUAUGUGCUGCAGCUCAGCUUCUCCGGCCUGGUGUACCAGGAUCUCAGGGAGGGGCUCUUCUUCAACGUCUACACCGACCAGGGCGAGCGCAGGGCCCUGUUAGCGUCUCAGAUGGAACCCACAUUUGCCAGGAGUGUGUUUCCUUGUUUUGAUGAACCAGCUCUAAAGGCAACUUUUAAUAUUACAAUUAUUCAUCACCCAAGCUAUGUGGCCCUUUCCAACAUGCCCAAACUAGGUCAGUCUGCAAGGAGAGACACAAAUGGAAGCACGUGGACAGUCACCACCUUUUCCACGACGCCCCACAUGCCGACUUACUUAGUGGCCUUGGCCAUAUGUGACUAUGCCCACGUGGACAGAACCGAAAGGGGCAAGGAGAUACGCAUCUGGGCCCGGAAAGACGCCAUCGCGAACGGAAAUGCAGACUUUGCUUUGAACCUCACAGGUCCCAUCUUCUCUUUUCUGGAAGAUCUAUUUAAUAUUAGUUACCCUCUUCCCAAAACAGAUAUAAUUGCCUUGCCUACUUUUGACAACAGUGCAAUGGAAAAUUGGGGACUAUUGAUAUUCGAUGAGUCAUUAUUGUUGAUGCAACCAAAUGAUCAAGUAACAGACAAAAAGGCUGUGAUCUCCUUCAUUCUCUCCCACGAGAUCGGACAUCAGUGGUUUGGAAAUUUGGUUACCAUGAAUUGGUGGAAUGAUAUCUGGCUCAAAGAGGGUUUUGCAUCUUAUUUUGAAUUUGGAGUAAUUAACUACUUCAAUCCUAAAUUCCCAAGAAAUGAGAUCUUUUUUUCUAACAUUUUACAUAAUGUCCUCAGUGAAGAUCACGCCCUGGUGUCUAGAGCUGUGUCCAUGAAGGUGGAAAAUUUCACAGAAACCAGUGAAAUAAAUGAGCUCUUUGACUUAUUUACUUACAACAAGGGAGCAUCUUUGGCCCGAAUGCUUUCUAGCUUCCUGAAUGAGAAUUUAUUUCUCAGUGCACUCAAGUCAUAUUUGAAGACAUUUUCUUACUCAAAUGCUGAGCAAGAUGAUUUAUGGAGGCAUUUUCAAAUGGUCAUCGAUGACCAGAAUAAAAUUCUUUUGCCAGCGACAGUAAAAAGCAUAAUGGACAGUUGGACCCACCAGAGUGGUUUUCCAGUUAUCACCUUAAAUGUAUCCACUGGUGCCAUUGAACAAGAGCCGUUCUAUCUUGGAAAGGUUAAAAAUGAGACUCUCCUAACCCACAAUGACACAUGGAUUGUACCUAUUCUUUGGAUAAAAAAUGGAAUUACACAGUCUCUAGUCUGGCUAGAUAAAAGCAGCAAAAUAUUCCCUGAAAUGCAAGUUUCAGCUUAUGAUCAUGACUGGGUGAUUCUAAAUUUGAAUAUGACUGGAUAUUACAGAGUUAACUAUGAUACAUUAGGUUGGAAGAAGCUAAAUCAACAGCUUGAAAAAGAUCCUAAGGCCAUUCCUGUUAUCCACAGGCUGCAGCUGAUUGAUGAUGCCUUUUCCUUGUCUAAAAACAAUUAUAUUGAGAUUGAAACAGCCCUUGAUUUAACCAAGUACCUUGCUGAAGAAGAUGAAAUCAUAGUAUGGUAUGCGGUCUUGGUGAACCUGGUAACCAAGGAUCUUGUUUUUGAUGCGAACAGCUAUGAUAUAUACCCAUUAUUAAAGAAGUAUCUGUUAAAGAGACUUAUCUCAAUAUGGAAUAUGUAUUCAACUGUCAUUCGUGAAAAUGUGGCAGUGUUACAAGACGACUAUUUAGCCCUAGUAGCCCUGGAAAAACUUUUUGAAACUGCGUGCUGGUUGGGCCUUGAAGACUGUCUUCAGCUGUCAAGAGAACUCUUCAAGAACUGGGCGAACCAUCCAGAGAAUGAAAUACCUUCUCCGAUUAAAAGUGUAAUUUUAUGUUAUGGCAUCGCCUUGGGAAGUGAGGAAGAAUGGGACUUUCUGUUAAAUAUGUACGCUAAUAAAACAAAGGAAGAAGAAAGGAUUCAACUCGCUUAUGCGAUGAGCUGCAGUAAAGACCCAUGGAUACUUAACAGAUAUAUGGAGUACGCCAUUACUGCAUCUCCUUUUGCUUUUAAUGAAACAAAUAUCAUUGAGGUGGUGGCAGCAUCUGAAGUGGGCCGGUACAUCGCAAAGGACUUUCUAGUCAACAACUGGCAAGCUGUGAGUGAAAGGUACGGAACACAGUCGCUGGUUACUCUCAUGUAUAUAAUAGGGAGAACCAUAAGUACAGACUUGCAGAUCACAGAGCUGCAGCAGUUUUUUGGCAACAUGUUGGAAGAGCAGCAGAGGCUCACAGUCCACGCCAAAUUACAGACAAUAAAGAAGAAAAAUCUGGAAAACAAAACACGCAACGCGAGGAUGGCGGCAUGGCUAUGGAGGAACACGUAACCAGCACCCCUCCUGGCUGCUAGAAUGGAUUUCACUCACACUUUUGUCUCCCAGGGCCUCGUGAGUCUGCAAAACCACAUGUGUUGUUAUUUGUAUGUCAGUCACAUUUGCUCCUCAGGGUCCUUCCUGUUCUUCCUGGGCUGUCCUGUUUGGCCCCGAGGCUAGUGAUUCCCCAGGAUGUUGCCAACCCAGGGGAAGAUUUCGCUUUCCUGUUGGGCCAUGAAGCCACAGAAUUUACUCGGGGUGCCUUGUAAAAACAAAUUAACCUUCGAAAGCCUUGCUUAUUCUGUUGUGAAAGCCAGUGGAAUAUUGGAUCAUUGGCCAACUGAGCACAUUCUUCUCUGAGGGAAAACACAGACUUGCGAUAACUCUGGAUUUUAUGUAGUUCAAUAUUUAAAAGCAUCAUGAGCAAAUAACACAACAGUGUAAAGAAAGAGAAACCAGAAAAAUAAUGCUCACUAGGACCUAGAGAAGCCAAGGAAACAACAUUUUAAAAAGAAGGAACAGAUCAUUCUAGGAGCCAUGUGAAGUGCCUGAAGGGCCAGACAUGGGUCUUCUGUCCAUUUCUCUCUUCCCACAGGGCCUGUCACAUUGUGCCACACAUUACAGGCCACUGAAGUUUAGGGCGUCACAAAAAGAGCCAGGAUCGCAGGAUCCGUGACAUGCCCUUCAGAUUGUGGAGGCCAGAGGACAGGAAGGAAUCUUCCUGAAGCCAGAGACUGCAUCCCCACCUGUGGGCCAGACACUCACUCAGCCCAAGUUUAUGAGCAAAAAUAAGGAUGUCGACAGACAGUAGCCAUAAGGGACUGAUCUGCAGCACAAAGGGAAGUGGUCAAAUAAAGAGAAAGAGAACGAAAAGGCUAACCACAGCAGACUCUUUACAGCUCUGCACUAGGGACUAAGUCGGAAACGUGGUUUCAUUUGACCAAAUAGAACCUGCUUAUAAGUGGGGACACCUUGAAACGCAUUCAUCAGUUACAACGUCGGGAAUUGGCUUAGUUCUGUUACCCCGGAUUAAAUCGGGAUGGCUAAGGCAAAGCAUCCCACUCUAGAUUUUGUGUGUGUUUGAUUUAAUUCUGUGUUUCCAUCGUGAUUUUGUUUUUGUAGAAAGGGGCUAAAACUACAGCUCUCCGAUCUACCUCAGAGGGAUGUAAAGGUUAAGGAAGGCUUUAAACACGUCGUGUGAGCUCAAGGCCAUGUGAUCUAGGGUUUUCUCCCCCUCUCUCUUGUGUAAGUCAAUGCAGCCACAAAUUAAUAUGCAAAAAACCAGAGUUGGCUUUUGUAUUCGCUUCACAAGAAGAUGCUCCCUGAGCGAGCAGGAGGCCAUGGGACAUGGCCCCAAAACCAACCAAAGCGCUGCCUCCUCAGACUUUGACCAUGGGUCAUAGGUCAGAGAGCUUUUUCUUUAAAUUUAGAAAUGUACAACUUAAGCAAUAAAAUAUUACCAUGUGUUCAAACUCUUCCGUGUGAGGUAUUUUCCGGUGUCUUCUAGAACAUUCUCUAUUUCCUAUCAUUCCUUUGAUCACAGUCUCAGCUUCCGAUAACCAUGCCACACGUCUUCUCUCUUGCUUUUCUCUUGCUCCUCUUCCUCUCCCUCCUGUCUCCCUUGGGCUCCCUUCUUCUUUUCCAGUAACCUCUGCCUGCCUCCUGCCUGGCUGUCUGCAUCCCCCUUCCUCAGUCUUGCCACCCUGCUGUGCCCUCGGAGGCUCUGACCCUGGUCCCCCGGUGUGGGUGACGCCAACACUGCGUGAUUCCACCAGAGGAGCACCUAGGCGUGGCUCUCCAGGCCAUCUGUUGAAAAUCAAAAUCUGGUUACAUCUUAGCUUCUGUGGUCAUUAAACAGCACUGAAAGUGUUUAUCAAAUGCCCAAAUACUUGGUUAAGAGUCCUUCCUCUAAGUAGGAAAAAGAACUUCGAAUAAUGUACAUUUUUUUUCUUACACGGAGGAAGCCGGUGAUCCCAGAUAGGCAUUACUUUUUAUUAUAUCAUACUUAUACUUAGGAUAAAAUGGAGUAAUUAUUGCUUGAUUACGGUGAUCGCCAUAAGUCAGGGAGCGAAACUGAGGCAGAUUUGUGUAAAUGGUGUAAAAACUUUAUUAACCGAUGAACCAGCCUAUCUAUUAGCACCCCAACCAUAAAACAAUUUCUCUGACCCAUCCAGUGUACCCAGUCUGACUUAUGCCGUUCACCCUAGAAAAAAGUUAACAAGGUGGACCACGUGGUCAUGCGUCUUUCAGUAAUUAGAAAUGAAAAGUUUUCCCUCACAGUCUUCUGCCUUUUUCCUGUUCAAACCCACUCAGUGACUUGUCCUCACUGAGUCUAAGUGAGAGAACAAAUGCUUUGGUCUUGAAGACAUGAGAUCGUAUGUAAUUUAGAGUUCUGGGGUCAAGCUGCCCAGCAAUUUAUUCUGAGGAAUGAGGGAAGAAGGAAAAAGAGAUGAGAUUGAAGAGGGAAGUCUUCUUGAUUACUUUUCCUCUUUGCUCCGACAGAUGUUAUUUUGUUUCCAUCCAAACUCUAGCAGGAUUAAUAUGUCCAAAGCAAAGCCUUAUGUGGGAUUUGGGAGUAAAUAGAACUGCCUCCCCCACACAGAGAAUCAGGAAUCAGCAUUCGAGACCAGCCAGCUCUUCUCUGGAAUCCGGCAACAUUCAGCGAAGAUAUUCUCUACAACACACAUAUCUAGGAAUUGGUUGGGCUUUUCCUCUUCUCCUCCUUUCAUAAGCAGGUUGGUCCUUAAGGUGAGAGCAAGGCAAGCCUCUCCACCACGGGGAGCCAAGGGGGAGCUGUGGAGACCUGAAGUGGGUGGAAGAGCUUGGGUGAGCAAAGGGGGAGUCUACACCAUGGGAAGCAGCUUGGUGCAAGAUGGCAGAGCCCAAGGAAGUGAGUAGGAUAACCCCACAGUGCAGGGAGGGGCUUAUGACAUGGAGAGUCAGAGCCCAAACAAGGUAAGAAUGGGGAGUUCAAGUCCUAGUGGGGUGAAGAGGACUCCCCCAGGCCAGGGCAGUGACCCAGCAUGAGGUAUCAGAGCCUGAGGAUGGUGAGGAGGGCAUCACAUGGGGUGGGCGAGAGCAGCAAUAGGAGCUUGGUUACCACAGGCGAAUGAAUCAAAUACAAAAAUACGCGAAUGAUAGUAGGACCCAGGUUUCUCACCACUGGAGAAGAGCAUAGCAAAAAUUCAAAAAGAGAGAUCUGGAAUGAACCUUUGGUCAUUGGAUUGGAAACGGAGGUACCGAUGUGAACAGUCCUCAUAGUAUGAUAGAGUCAUACACAGAGAUGUAAAUAUGUAUAGACAUGUCAUACUUUCUAUGUGAAGAGAUACGGAUAUAUAGAUACAGAUAUGGAUAUAGAUAUACAUGUCAACAUCAACCCUACCUUCUCAACUAAGGGGGCCUGCGCACAGCAACAUCCUACUAACAGUGAGCACAGCCCAGAUGUUGGCUUCUCCAUGGUCUGCUGUAUGAACCAGGGCUCCUCAGAGAAAUGGCUGAUCUCAGGGCUUUGACAGGAAAGGGACAAUUGGAGAUGGAACAUCUUUUUGUACCAAAAGACAAGGACAUGCUCAAGGAAUGAUGGGGACAUGUCAAAUCCUGAUCCUUGCCAAAUCGACAUCACAUGAAUCUAAUCAUGAGGAAAUAGCGGACAAACCCGAACUAAGGGACAGGCCACAAACUAGUCUUCGAAAGCCUCAAGGUCAUGGAAGUAAAGAAAAGAUAGAGGACCAUCUUAGACUGAAGGAAGUUAAAGACACAGGACAACAAAGUGUAACACGUAAUUCAGAACUGAAUCCUUUCGCUAUAAAGAACAUUAUUGGGACAACUGGAAACAUUGGAAUGAAGUCUGAGGGUUAGAUACUAGAAAUGUAUCAAUGUUAAUUUUCCCACUUUGACAGGUAGGUUAAAUUGGGAAAAUUAAUACACAUCAAGUGGUGAACUUACUUCUUAAGGAUUCAGGAAAAAAAAAUAUUUUUCUUGUCAUUUCAGCUUUUCUACAAAUGUGUGAUUAAAUAAGCUAAAUUUAAAAAUUACAAGAAUUAUUUUCUUUCAAACCAUUUUUUUCAUUCAAACUUGGUAACAGCCAAGUCUUAAAGUUUAUCUGUUAAACAUUUCAAUAAGCACAAACAGAAAACAUAAGUUGUCCCAAAAGACUUAAUGUCUUGUUUCAGCCAAUAUUUUCCAUCUUAAACCAGAGGGACUGGGGCGCCUGGGUAAUUCAGUAGGUUACGCGUCUGCCUUCCACUCGCUCAGGUCAUGAUCCCAGGGUCCUGGGAUGGAGCCCCACAUCGGGCUCCCUGCUCAGCGGGGAGCCUGCUUCUCCCUCUCCCUCUGCUGUUCCCCCUGCCUGUGCUUUCUCUCUCACUCUCUAAUAAAUGGGUAAAAUCUUAAAAAAAAAAAAUAUAGAGACGUGCCUUCGAAGUUCUCUGGUUCUCUGACUACGACUCGAGCUGGUCAUUUUCUUCCUGUAGGCUUCCAGCGCUCUCAGAAGUAGCCAGCCACCCCACAUCCUUCCAGUGACAGUGGUCAAACACAGCAGAGCUUGGGUCCCUGAAGGCACCUUCAUUCAGUAGGUACCUCAUUGUAAUUAACCUGAUUAAUGGUGCUGUCAGCGCUGCGUCCAAGGCCACCUUGAGAGUCUAUUUCCUGCGAGCCUGCUGCCAACAGUCAGGUUCAUUCUGGAAAACAGAAACCGGCUCUGCUUUUUUUGGACUGAAAGAACAUAUUAUUUUUUAAAAUUGGCAUAUAAGGAGCUGAACAGGUACAGAGAAACAGUAAGAUAAGACCAAGAAAAAAACAAACAAACGGCAACGCAUAGCUAGCACUCCUGGGCCAGGGACAACAAAGGGAGGAGGCGAGGUUAUGUAGAACCUGGAGGCAGGUGGUGCUGCCUCUGAAGCUCAGAGAAAGGGCCUGCAGAGCGGGGACCCAGACCUGGAGGAGGGGGCCCCGGCCAGCAGGUGCUGGUAUUCUCAGGGGACACGCCAGGCUGGGUCUAGGACACCAGGGGGAAUAUCCCAAGAACUGGAAUCCAACAGCCACCAACCCGAGGAAGAGUCAUUGCCAGGGUGAUGCUGGUAGAGCAGGAAGCAGAGAGGAGGAGGCAAGCCCCUGGUCCCCACUGCAGCCUUCCCGCGACCCUCGGCGCCCCCUGCUGGCAGAGCUGGCAAAGACUGCAGAGUCCGGUCCUAACCUCACACAGUGAGAAACAAGGUGAAUUGGCAACCGACAGAUGGUAGCUUAGUAACCCACUCAAGUCGGUGGAAUUGUUCAGAUUUUUUUUUUUUGCAUCUUCUUAUUUAUAAGAAGAAUGUAUUUAUAAAAUUACAUUUGAGAAUAUAUUCUUUUGACUAUGUAGUCUAUGAAUGUAUCCUUUUUCUUCUGCCAACAUCUUGUCUGCCGAAUUGUUCAGAUUUUAACACAUGGGGGAAGGAAGGCUUAAGGCCACAGCACUAGCAGAGGCAGGAGCCAGAACUUAAAACCCACUCUGUUUACUGCCAACCCUCAUUUACUUUGGGAUUUUCUUUUACCUUUUAAUUUAGGACACGGUUAAGAUACUAUUAUAAGUCAACAAGCCUCAUUUGAAAGCUUUUAAUCCACACACACCUACUGUGGACCAGAACUAUAAUAGGGUGUCAGGUAAGCAGCUCUUGGAAAAACAGGCAAUGCUUCAUGCAGACAUGGCCAUUUAAAACAAAACAAAACAAAACAAAAAAUACUUCCUAAGAAUGAUUUGAGUAAGAAAGUUAAAUUUGGACUUGUAUUGAAAAGAAGCUUAAGGUAAGUGCAUUUAAAUAGGUUGUUGAGUCUACUUCGCAAACACUAUUAACAUAGACUUUUAGGGAAUGGUCAAAAUUCUAAAAUUACUAGCUUCAUGAUAUCAAAUCAUUAUUUGCUUUGGCUUACAAUUGCAUUUAAAAAUUACAGAUUAUAGAGGUGCCGGGCUGGCUCAGUCAGAAGAGCGUGCGACUCUUGAUCCUGGGGUUGUGAGUUCGAGCCCCAUGUUGGGCGUAGAGAUUACUUAAAUAAAUAAAAUUUUAAAGAAAUUAUAGAUUAUACAGGAAGUAUAGCCUAAGGAUACUUUAUUGAUAGAAAUAAACUUUACUGAUAUAAAUAUAACUCACGAAUAUGCUCAUAUUACUCAUGAAAGCUAGCUUUAGCUAAAAUGCUCUGUUCCUGUGGUUUUCAUAAACCAUGUGCAGCCAUAGAAAGGAUUUAAGUGAAUCCAAAGUUUAAAAUAUCAGAAAGUUAAUUUAAAAUGAAUUCUAAAUGCAGAUGUUAAAUUUGUGCAAAAUAUUAGUGCUUAAUUUGCUGAUGCUAUUUGAGUGUCCUUAUUGAUUUUUUCCUUCUAAAGCAAUUAAUGAUUUUUUUCUUUGUGUAUAUUUUUUCUCUUUCUUUCUUUCUUUCUUUCUUUCUUUCUUUCUUUCUUUCUUUCUUUCUUUCUUUCUUUCUUUCUUUUUCCUUCCUUCCUUCCUUCCUUCCUUCCUUUCUUUCUUUUUCUUUCUUUCUUCCAGUAGGCUCCGCACCGAGUGCAGAGCCCAAGGCAGGGCUCAAACUCACAACCCUGAGAUCAAGACCUGAGCUGAGAUCAAGAAUUGUAUAUAUAUUUUUUUAGGAUUUUAUUUGAUUUUUUGAAAGAGAGAGAGAGCACAUGCAGGAGUGGUGGGGGGAGGGAGAAGCAGACUCCCCACUGAGCAAGGAGCCCAAUUCAGGACUCAAUCCCAGAACCCUUGGGAUCAUGACCUGAGCUGAAGGCAGACGCUUAAGCAACUGAGCCACCCAGGCACUCCUAUUUUAACCAUUUCUAGUUGGAAAGUCGUCUCCUCUGAGCAUUCCUUUUUCUCACUAGUAACUUGAAAGUAUGGCCCUGCAUUAGUGAUUUUCUCUGGGCUUCUUGAAAGUAUUUUAUGGAUUCUGUAGCUGUUGAUGAAAUAUAGCCAAUUCUUGAUUAUGUCAGCCACUAACAGGGGUAGGGAUGGGGGUGUAGGUGGGGGAUGGGAGGACUCAGGCAAAGGAAGGCUCAGCAUGGCUCUUGUCCCCAAACUCCCUUUCAUUAAGAUAGCUUCAGUUUUGUUGGUUUCACAUGUUGGGGUUGAUUGAGAGAAAAAUCUCAAAACGAUGUUUGAGAACUGAUGGGCUACAUGAUCUCCAAAGCCCUUUCCAGGUGAGACAUCACACUGACAUCUCACUUGUUCGUUCCUCAAGGAUCUUCUACACCCAUGGUCUUGCUCUGCAGACUCCGUAGGUCCCACACAUGCUCUUCUCAGAUGCCCCUCACUUACCUAUGAAAUGAUUCACCUAUAGCUGCAGAAGAGAUCAAACAAAUUAUAUUUAAUGGACAUGAAAAUUCUGGAGCCAGUAUCCACUUUGACUGAUCCUUGGUCACUAAGAAAUAUGCCCUCCACAAUGGCAUUCUUGAAGUGGUAAAGAUGUUUUCAUUGUGGAUUAAGGUUUUGCGCCAUCUGCUGGACAUAUUUAUUUUGCACCUACUAUAGGAACUGCGUUUAUUCUGAGACCUUUUAAAAUACCUAUUACUACUUUUAAAAAUUGUAAAAUAUAUGUUUAUCCUAGGAAAUGGUCCAGUGUAGGGAAUAAUAAAGGGUAAGACAAAACACCAGAGAUACCUACUGUUCUUAAUGACAUUUCCUUAUACACAAACACACACAAGAAUCUGUUGUCUUUUGGUUUGGGCUUGUGUUUUGUUUUUGUUUUUUUAACACAAAUUUGAGAUCAACGCUAUACUGAACACAAAUUUGAGAUCAACGCUAUACUGGUUUAGGCUGUGGCAGUAGUAAAAGGAGAGGACACAUUGCGUGUCUAAGACUCAUGGGGAGGGACUAUUGGGUGAUUCACUUUUCCUAUGCAAGGCAGGAAUCUUAUGUUCCAAUUUAACCAGGCAAGGUGGAAUACAGGUAGGGUUAGGGGAGUGGAUGAGAUCCUGGAAAAGUGCUUAAUAUUGCUCAGAAUCACAGGAAACAGAUCCCCAAAUUAUUAUUUCCAGUGGUAAAUGUGGCAUUACGCUUUUCUGUUAGUGGGUAUGUCUUGAGCCCCAGUGUGCUAGUUGCUGAGAUACGUAUCGUAGAACAGAGAGGCCUUAUAGAUCCAGGAGGAGACAGACGUGUGUAUAGAACUAACUAGAAAUAUAAGCUUGGAAACACAGAAGCAGGGGUGCUUAUCCUAAUCGAGCAAUGGGACUGUGAGAAAACCGUAAGUGGGUCCUGGAGGUGGGGCCCUUCCUGGCAUUUAGGAAUGGCUAAUGGGAGUCAGAUUGAUGGAAGGAAAGGAGACUUAGAUCACAUCAUAGAAGGCCUGAAAUACAUACUGAGGAUCACAAAGCAUCACCAAGGUGUUAAAAGAGGAAAGUGACACAAUGGGACCCAUGUUAGGAGGAUGUGACUAUGGCCAUGCUAUGUGGAGAUGUAAAGGACCAAAGGCAGAGAAACCAAGUUUGAGUCUGAAGCUGGCCUGGUAGAUAUGGGGGGUAUUAAACAGAGAUGAAGAUCCAUUAUUCUGUGCACCUAGAAAACAGAGCACAAUCAGAAAACCACAAUCCAUAAAUAAUUACUGCUAAAUAAGGCAAAUUUGGACCCAGUUGUGAAAGACAUCAGAGAGCAAACAUAUGGUUCUGUGGAUCAUUCACAAUACACAGUCUUCCAUAUUGCCUAGAGCACCCUGAGGGAAACUGGAAACCCUUGGGAUUGCAAACCUCAGAUGGGCUUCCUGAGCGUCCCUGUGGCCUGAGAGACAUCAUGCAGUGACAGAGAAAAUGGAACAGAAUGGGUACAUGAACAGACAAGCUACUUUGCUACUGGAAUGGUAGGGAAGUACAAACAGGGUGGAUGGCAGUCAGCCCUGCACACGCCAACCUUGAUCAGGACAGGACCAGGGGCAUUCCAAACUUAAUUGUAAGCCAGGAGCACAUACAGAGCCUUAUGCCCAGAGCAGGGGGUUGGUGGGAAAAUUUCCAAGUCAGCACACCUCUCCCUAUUCUGCUCCCCCCUCAACCCCCCACCCCGGGUUCAUCUCCUCAGUCCCUCAGUCCCUCUUCCUAUUAUCCUUCAUCAAAUAGCUCUCUCAGAAAGUAUGGCAGCCACACAAAGACUCCAGAUAAUCAGAAAAGAUCAGCAUGGAACCUCCACAGAAACAUUGGAGGAUAACUGAUAAAGAACACAUGGGAGAAGAAGUAUACCAUAAGCAGAAGAAAAUAUGAAAAAACUUCAGCAUGGAUUAAAAAAUUUAGCAAACAUUUCUUCUUUGAGAAAAGAGAUCAAAUUACACAUAGGACUCAAAAGAAAUAUGAUAAAAGGAGAGAAGAAGGUAAGAAAUAGAUCAAGCUGGCAGAAGUAGACCUAACAAGAUUUAUAUCUACAAAUGCUUAUAUUAGACAAAAAAAAAAAAAAAAGGAAUGAAAACUAA